This is a messenger RNA of Spirodela intermedia, 1018 nucleotides long. The record is from the annotation of a GenBank genome assembly. Lineage: Eukaryota; Viridiplantae; Streptophyta; Magnoliopsida; Alismatales; Araceae.
AUGAUGAGGGGAAGCUGCCGCCCCGAGGAAGGGGUGAAGCGGGGAGCCUGGACCAGCCAGGAGGACAAGCUUCUGUCGGAGUACAUCGCCGCUCACGGCCUCGGGCGGUGGCGGAGCCUCCCCAAGAACGCAGGUGCUCGUCGGAGAGUUAGCUGGAAUCCCCUUCUCUUCCCAUUUUUUGCUUUCCCCCUGAGGUCGCCGGGGGGUUCUUCUCUCUGUAGGGUUGAACAGAUGCCCGAAGAGCUGCAGGCUGAGGUGGUUGAACUAUCUGCGGCCCGGCAUUAAGAGAGGGAACAUCACAGAGGAGGAAGAAGAGCUCAUCAUCAGGCUCCAUAACCUGCUCGGUAAUCGGUGGGUUCUCUCGUCUUCUUCCUCGUAGUUAAACUCUCCUUCCCUCUCUCUCUCUCUCUCUUUCUCUUCUGCUCCUGCAUCUUUCAAACCGUGUUCCGGAUGUGCCUGCAGAUGGUCCUUGAUAGCAGGCCGACUACCAGGCCGAACAGACAAUGAAAUCAAGAACUACUGGAACACCUGCCUGAGGAAGAAGGCGACGGGGGAAUUCCCGAAGAAGCACCAUCCACGGUGUUCUGCCGGUGACGAAGAGCCCGGAGGCGGGAGGGCUACUGCGUCUCUUGUGAUCCGCACCAAGGCCCACCGCUGCACCAGAUUCGUCGUGAAGAACCAGGUUGCCGACGUCGCCAGCGAUCUCCCAGAACCGCCCAUUCCCGUCGCCUCCGACGACUCCGGCUUCCGCCAGAAUCUCUACCUACAGAUGGUGUCCCCUCCGCCGCUAGAGUUCGACGUCGACGGGUUCUUCACGCACCACGGGGUUCAGAACUCGUCGUCGUCAACGAGGGGCGAUUACUACUUUUUCGGAUGUGGGUCGAGGGCCACCGCCGGCGCUGGCGAGGGCGAGGACGCCAUUGCCGACCUUCCCGACGAGGACGGGUUCUUGAUCGACGGUGAUUCUGAGCGAGAGGAUCUGCUGCAGUUCCUCGCUGCUGAGAGUGUGGGGCAUUGA